AAGUGGAGAGGCCCAGCAGCAGCAGCAGCACAGCUGUUUGUGAGGUUGGAGAUUUCCUGUUUCCCCAGGACUUGCAGCUAGGCUAGUGAGUGACUCACUGAGGGUUUAGCAGCCAACGGUGCCCAUAGGAAUGCAGGGAGGGCUGCGAGCCUUACAGCCCGAGCAGAGGGGGGACAGGAGGAAGGAGAACUAAGCAGCAGCCGGGGAGAAACUUUCUGGAUUACUUUUUUAAAGUUACAGUUUCAUGAGAACUGCGCAAGAUGGAUUCUGUGGGCUUUGUGUGUCUCCUGACUGUGCUCUGGGCUAUGACAGCCCCCAGUGCUUAUGCCGGUAUACCGUAUUACGGUGGAUGCUUAUUUUGUGAUGCAUUGGUAACAACGUGCACCGGAAACAAAGGUCGCUGCACCAGUAGAUGUUCACGGUAUUCGAUUUGUGAUGACAAAGAACAAAUUUGCGUGGCAAUAUGGAGAAACAACGGUUCCUCUAUAACUGAGGAAACACUAUGUCAUAACCCCAAAUUGCCACUGUAUGGACACAUGCUGGAAAGUUAUUCAACCUGUCACAUGAAAGAAAAGAAGAUACAAGGAGGAACUAUGUAUAUGUGUGCUUGCACUCAAGAUGAGUGUAACAAAGAGUUUAUAUUUAAAGAAGACGUUCUACAAACCGAUAUAACAACUCGUAAAUUUACAAUCGAAGAAGACAACUCACCAGAAGGAGAAGUCCUUCAAACAGGAAUAACAACUCAUAAAUUAACCAAAGAUAAAGACCGCUCCCUAGAAGGAGAAGUCCUUCUGACAGGAAUAACAACUCAUAAAUUAACCAAAGAUAAAGACCGCUCACUAGAAGGAGAUGGUCUUCAAACAGGAAUAACCACUCAGAAAUUAACCAUAGAUAAAGACCGCUCACCAGAAGGCGAAAGAAAUAUUUUGAAACAAGGACCUAAUGGGAUCUUCAGAACUAGAAACCUAUGCAAGUUUUGUGAUAAUGAAACAUCAACGUGUAAUUUACUCACGGGCCAGUGUGAGAGCAACUGUCAGAGAACUGCAAUUUGCGAAUUCCUUGAUGAAGUGUGCGUGACAAUAUGGAGAUAUAAUGACACCUAUAUGGGUGAUGAGACUCUAUGCCAUGAUCCCAAAGAUCCGCUAUAUGGUCACAUGCUGGAAGACUAUACCGCUACAAGUUGUACAAUGAAAGAAAAGAAGAUGGCUGGUGGAGUUAUGUAUAUGUGCUCCUGUUCUGGAGAGGAGUGUAAUGCUGUCUAUAAGAUAGGAGAAGAACAACAAAGUUCUGGAUGGCCAGACACAACCUUUGUUGCACUGUCAAGUCUUCUUCCUCCAGUUGCAGUUGCAAUUGUAGUCAUUUUCAUUUUUUACUGUUACCGUAUCCACGGUAAGAAAAAGACUAAGAAGAGGUGGGAAAAUAAUCCAAAAUGCAUGAGACACCCAAAUAUGGAAUGCAGCGAUGCCUGUGCCAUUAUGAUAGACGAUGACCGCUCAGAUAUAAGCUCAACUUGUGCCAACAACUUAAAUCACAACACAGAGCUUCUUCCCAUUGAACUAGACACCCUGGUUGGGAAGGGUCGAUUUGCUGAAGUGUACAAGGCCAAGCUCAAACAGAACACUUCAGACCAGUUUGAGACCGUAGCUGUUAAGAUUUUCCCUUAUGAAGAAUAUGCCUCCUGGAAAAUGGAGAAAGAGAUAUUUUCUGACAUAAAUCUAAAACAUGAGAAUGUUUUGCAGUUCUUGACUGCCGAAGAGAGGAAGACAGAUGUUGGGAAACAAUACUGGCUAAUCACUGCUUACCAACCUAAAGGCAAUUUGCAGGAUUACCUAACAAGGCACAUCAUUACUUGGGAAGAUCUCCUACAGCUUGGUGGCUCUUUGUCUCGUGGUGUCGCCCACUUGCACAGUGACCACACACCAUGCGGAAGACCAAAGACGCCGAUUGUUCACCGAGACUUGAAGAGUUCAAAUAUACUUGUUAAAAAUGACCUCACCUGCUGUUUGUGUGACUUUGGGUUGUCUCUCUGGCUGGACCCAACUCUCUCAGUGGAUGAUCUAGCUAACAGUGGGCAGGUUGGAACUGCCAGAUAUAUGGCCCCUGAGGUGCUAGAAUCAAGAAUUAAUUUGGAGAACAUGGAAUCAUUUAAGCAAACAGAUGUGUAUUCUAUGGCACUUGUCCUAUGGGAAAUCACAUCCCGCUGUAAUGCAGUCGGAGAAGUGAAAGACUAUGAACCUCCAUUCGGUAGUAAAGUGCGGGAACAUCCAUGCGUUGAAAGCAUGAAGGACAAUGUCCUGAGAGACAGAGGUAGACCAGAGAUUUCCAAUAGCUGGCUCAGUCACCAGGGUAUUCAGCUAGUAUGUGAAACCAUAACAGAAUGUUGGGACCACGACCCAGAGGCCAGGCUCACUGCCCAAUGUGUGGCCGAGAGAUUCUAUGACAUGGAGACUCUCGACGGAAUCUCCGAGAGAAGCUGCUCUGAGGAGAAAAUACCAGAAGACUGCACAGAAAACCCUAACAAGUGAAACACACACUGCAGAGACUUGAUACUGUACUGAAUGCAUCACUUGGGUAAACCAUUUACUCCAGAGACGUCAGGAUGAAUUCCGUUUGCAACUGGAGCAAUAGCUAAUAUAACAAUACUUCCCACCUUGGAUACUGACAUUGCCAUAGGGUGAUCAUAUAAAGAUUCCUCAGGAUAUUUUUUUUUUUUCUAAAUGGCCAUACUCAAUUUGCACUUUAAAUAUUUGUAUAAAAAUACAAAAACUGCUUUAAUGUAUGUAAGUAUUGUCUAAGAUAAGCCAAACAUAUGAUACCAGGAAUUGUACAGGACAUGGGAAAAUGAAUCUAUGAUGGCAAAGUAAUGUAUAUUGAUAGAUUUAAAAAAAAAAAAAAAAAAAAGUCAAGGCAUAAGCUGUGGUUUUAUGUCCCACAAAUAGGAAAUUUUUAUGUUUACGGGAAUAUUUGCCAUUUUGAGUCAACGCUCUUUAGCUUUAUAUUUGUCAUUUUGUGCGGUAAGGGUAAGGUGUCACAUUCUACAUCCAAUUUAUCUGGUUUCUGCUGCCUGAGAUAUGCAGAACUAGAGGAAAAUACUAUUUAAUCCCAUCCAGAAUUACAUUCAGUGCAACCUAGAGCACAUUAUUAUGUAAAGAGUGUAAAAAGUAUGUGGAACAUCUAAAUCUCCCUGAUUAGGAAGCAUAUGACAGAUGGAAUAGUACGACAAUACAAGAGAAGGUCAUAUAUUUUAAAUGAGCUAAUUGUCUUUAGUCUACUUUUCUUUUUUCAAUGAUUUAAUCAUUUUUUUUUUUUUACCUGAAUCCAACUCUGUUAAAAUAAUGCCUUUGAUUUGAUGUAAGUUAAGGGCUCAUCCAUAUGGACGCUUUAUUCAAGAAAUAUUCCUAUUGUAUCCACAUGAACAUUAAUGAAAUACAGAUAGGGGGAAUUGUUAUAGGUUCCACAAAUGCUGGAGGUUUUGCCUUUAAAAUAUAGUCAUUCUAAAAACAACCAGCAAUUCUGCAGAAACUCAACCUAAUACAGUCCCCCCACAAUGUUACAUAUAGGUGUCAAUUCAGUUAGAAGCAAUGUCAAAGGUCAUCAUUACAAUGUGAUGUGCAGGGCACAUAUACCGUAUAUAUGGCAGCCUCCGUUUGUGCAUUUUAGUAUGGGUCUGUGAUUGAAAUGUGAAAAUGAGAGGUUAUUAUGUAGUUUGCCAUUGCUGGAGAUCCAACGCUGCCAUAUUGGCACAUUGCAGGUAUCACCCACAACUCUCCCCUAAUUGAAUCAACUCCAUUGUCUCUUUGUUGCAUAAAACUGCAAAAGGUUUAUUUGUUUUAUAUAAAACCGACACAAGCUAUUGUUCUACACCAGGCAAGCCAAUAGUAUACCAACCAAGUGAUAUGUUCCUGGACAAGUACAGUAAAUUAAAGUACAAGCUUUAAUUUAAAAUCAUUUGGGUAUUGUGCCAUAAACGCAGUUGUGGGCAGAAGACAAUGGAAGGUUAGUGAAAGGGUUGGGUAAGUGUUUUACCUUGUACUGGUGCUCAGCAGUAAUGUAAUACUGUAUUUCCUUCCUCUAGUCCAUCUCCCAUUUGUAUCCAUAAAUCAGUUAUUGUGGAACAAAUAUGUGUGCCUUGUAUCUGCUUCUUCAGUAUGAGUGAGGUAAACUUUGCCUCUGAUAAACUAGCUCUAGGUUAAAUCAUUAAUGAAUAUAGUAAAAAGCAAAUGCUAUAAAAAGUUUCUUAAUUAGGGAGAGGGGUAAAUACUUUCUCAAAGGCUAAAUUUAUCUCACUUCUAUCCCGAUUGAAUAGAUUCCAGUUUAAUCUGCCGUUUCAAGCUGAGACUAGAGCCAGACUGUUUCAUACAUGGCGAGGGUGAUCUGUCAGCUUGGUUUGAGCACAUACUGAGAAUAAUGGCAAUAGUAUUUACAGUACAUGCAACAAUAUGGACAAUCAUAAAAUGGCAUCAGUGAUUGUUGCUGACAUUUAAUAGCGUUUCAGUGCCAACGAUUUGCCACAAAAUACUUUUUGGAUUUGUAUUGACUACCAAUGCAACCUGGUUUUACAUUCGCAUAACUAUUACGUAAGCCUGAGUUCCUGAGUUUGGUUGAAACACUAGUGUAUGGGGACCAGGCGUGAGGGAGUGUCAGUGGUAGGUUAAUCUUUGGACCACUGAUUCUGGGGGGAUGCAGUCAGUUUACCUACAAUCAAAAUCCAGACGUUCAAAAUCCCGACACCAAUUGACCGAUGGUCAAAAUACCGACAUUUAAAAUACCGACAAGGUCAAAAUACCGACAUGUAAAAUGCUGACAGGUCAAAAUACUGACAUGAGUUUUUCAUGAUUUUUUUUCAUUGAAACCGACUUGUUCGUACUUUACCAUCCCAGUGGACCUGGAGGGGGAAUAUAAUAGUAUGCCAAGCGCAGCGAGGCACCGUGCCCGAAGCAUGGCGAGCGGUACACUUUAUGUGGUGUCCAUGUUCACUUAUGUCGACAUACACACACACAAAAAGCAUGUCGGUAUUUUGACCUGUCGGCAUUUUACAUGUCGGUAUUUUGACCUUGUCGGUAUUUUAAAUGUCGGUAUUUUGUCCAUGUCGGGAUUUUGACCUUGUCGGGAUUUUGACCAUCGGUCAAUUGGUGUCGGGAUUUUGAACGUCGGGAUUUUGAUUGGAGGUAUUUCAUACCGAUCCCAUUCUGGGCCACUCUAUGGAAUAAGAGCCAUGCAGGACUAAUACAAAUAUAAAUUAUUACCUAAUUCACAUAUUUUUUUCCUCAGAUUGAUUGCUUUUAUAUGUAAAAUAUUUUUUUACACUGUCCCUUACUUAUUAACAUACAUAAUGUGCAUAUAACCAAAUACAGUAUAUACACUACUUGCUCUAAAAUAUGAUAUAAUGAUGACCUUUAUUUCAAAACAGACUUGUUUUGUUUUUAUAUACAGUGACAAAAUUAAUAUGACUCAAAUUAUUUUGUGUUAUAACAAAAAUGUUAAGCUCACACAAAUGAACUAACAAAAUAUCAGUAUUCAAUUCUAAUACACAUUAUAGUCUUAUGAAAUAUGUUUUGCUUUGACAAAGAUAUGUUGCUUUAGCCUGAAUGUUGAGAGAUACAUUACACAAAGGCCCAGAUUUAUCAAGCCUUUCAGAGUGAUGAAUUGCAUGGUGAUAAAGUACCAAUCAACCAGCUCCUAACUGUCAUGUUACAGGCUGUGUUUGAAAAAUGACAGUUAGUAGCUGAUUUGGUUGGUACUUUGGGGUCUAUUCAUGAAGCAGUGAAAAGUGUGGAGAAGUGAGCCAGUGGAGAAGUUGCCCAUGGCAACCAAUCAGCAUUGAAGUAACAUUUAUAAUUUGCAUUCUAUACAAUUGUACGUUGCAGCUGAUUGGUUGCCAUGGAUAACUUCUCCUCGGGCUCACUUCUCCACUCUUUUCACUGCUUCAUGAAUAGACCCCUUUAUCACCGUGCAAUUUAUCACUCUACAAGGCUUGAUAAAUCUGGGCCCCUCUAUUUUGUCCCCCUCUAAUGAGCAACGGAACAACCGUUAAUCCAGAUGACUGAUAAGUAUUAAACAAAUAGCCAUAUUUAGUGAAGUCCUUAUUGUCAUGCAGACAAACUUCUCAAAGUACUGUAAGAAAUGGGGACUUUUUAAUAUAUAAGCAGCAAAUCAUGCUCUCCUGCUUUCCCGUACAAAAUGGGUGCAUAAGCGCUGCAGGCUUAAAAAAAGGUUAGUGUAUGCACUGCUGCAGUCAAACCCGACACUUCCCCUGUUUCUUUCCAGGGGAGAAACGUAGAUAUUGGGCGGUAUUCAAUUCUUUUCACCACCUUUUACACCCAUUCUGUUUCUGCUGAUGGGCGUAGUACUGUAUAAUCAUUUCAGCUCGCUACCCCUGGGGUAGAGAGGGCGCCCAACCCUUUACUCAGCUAAACCUGAUUACUAUGGGUGUGAUAUGCGCGAUAACGGGGAUCACUUUAGAAAAGAGAUUGGGCGUGAUAUAUCAUUUUGAAUACCGCCCAUUGUGUGGACAUACACUGGGGCAGAUGUACUAAGCCGUAGAGAAAGUGAAACUACCACCCAAUCAGCUCCUAACUGUCAUUUUAUAAACACAGCCUGUAACACUGCAGUUAGGAGGUGAUUUUAGAUCUCUCUCCUCUUUAUCACUCUCCAAGGCUUUGUACAUCUCCCCUACUAUGAGAUAUCUCACUAUGGGGUCUAUUUAUGAAACUGAAAAGAGUGGAGAAGUUUCAUUCUUACAAUAAACAUAGGAAAAUAGCAUUUUGACUGUUUCAUGGCUCUAUUAUCAGUUUUUAGAAGAAAAUAAUGGAUACUCUCCCUUUCCCUGCAAAAAAAAAAAUUUUUAUAGAUUUUUUACAUUUUACAUAUAUUUUAAUAUUGAUGUGAUUUUUUGCAGAAAUUGUGUCUGAAUUGUUAAAGUAAUUUUCUGGUAUGUUUUUGAUAAACAACAUUUGAAAGUAUUUUAUAGUUAAAAUCUAUUUACAGAUGACUGGCUCAUCUCGAAUUUCAGUCUACACAUAGUAAAGAUGAUUUCCACCACAGAGAGUGUCCUCCAUGUUAAGAGCACUGGAUGUCUGUUGUUCUGCUUGAUAAGCAGAAUUGGGAUGUAUCACAAUAUAUGUAUGCGUAGUUGGAGUUCUUCUUUAAGAACAAAUACUAUUUUGUUUUGUUUGUUACCUUUCUACGCUACAUGUCAUUGUCAGCCUGCUGAUUUACAGUUCCAGAGUUUCAGUGUAAAGAACGCAAUCGCAGGCAGAGUGCGAAUAUUCAAACUAUGCAAUUUAGGCAGAUAGCUAAUUUCUACUAAAGGAGAAAUAUGUGUUAUAAACAAGUAUAAUUGAUACAAACAUCAGGACAUUUUAUUGAGGUUCAUUUCAAAAUGUAUAAUGUAAGACAUAGGAAUGUGAAUUAUAUAUAUAUAUUAAUAUAUCAGAAUAUAUGAAGCACUCCUAAUUAUUAAAAGUGCCCACAUUGUAUACAUGUACAUACAAUAAAUAAAACUAUAACUCAUUA
This is a messenger RNA of Pseudophryne corroboree (corroboree frog), 7515 nucleotides long. RefSeq names its product transforming growth factor beta receptor 2 (gene TGFBR2). Gene Ontology annotation, cellular component: plasma membrane; signaling receptor complex. Lineage: Eukaryota; Metazoa; Chordata; Amphibia; Anura; Myobatrachidae. Gene Ontology annotation, biological process: protein phosphorylation; transforming growth factor beta receptor signaling pathway; cellular response to growth factor stimulus. The record is from RefSeq and is a predicted model, not a curated record. The transcript has 13 exons. The coding region runs from base 261 to 2525 and encodes 754 amino acids. Gene Ontology annotation, molecular function: metal ion binding; transforming growth factor beta receptor activity, type II; transforming growth factor beta binding.